CACCCCAUGGACAGACAGACCAAAGGCAGAAUACUGGAAAUAUAAUCUGACCUCUGUGUUUCCGGAUGAACGUCUAUGCUCUGACUAAUUUCCAAACUCACCCUGUUAGUUGGUGAAAAAAUUACAUCCUUCAGUGAACAUCCUGUUAAUGGUAAAUUCAGGUAGUACCUGCUCUUGAUCGACAAAACAUACUCCAUGAACUCACUGCCUUCAAUAUUUAAAAAAUUAGUCACAAUAUAUUUACGGGGCUACGGACAUUUUGCAAAGUUGUCUAUGCAACGUCACACCGAGACACGAGCAUCUCCCUCCCCCACUCGGGAAAUUACACAGUUUAAUUGUUACUAAUCAGUUUGGUUUGCUUUGGGGACAUCAUCUGCUUUUAUAAAGUAGCACGGAAUACGUCUGGUAUAACAUGGCGGACGCCGAGUUUUACGACGUCGGACUGUUCCAGGCCUGGGACUAUGUCGUCCUAGCGGCGAUGCUUAGCGUGUCAGCCGGCAUCGGGGUCUUCUACGCCUUUACCGGCGGCCGGCAGUCAACCACACGUGAGUUUCUGCUCGCGAAUCGUAACAUGAACCCCAUCCCCGUUGCGAUGUCGCUGGUGGCCAGUUUUAUCUCUGCGAUCACCGUACUGGGGACGCCAGCCGAAAUGUACCUGAAUGGACCCAUGUACUGGUUGUACGGAAUAGCCUUCAUAUUCACCGGAUUCCUGACGUCCCUCUUCCUACCAACGUUUUAUCGUUUGGGUGUGACGAGCGCUAAUGAGUACCUCGAGAAACGAUUUAACAAGCCAACAAGAUUACUGGGGACAAUACUGUAUCUUCUGCAAAUGAUUUUAUACCUCGGUAUUGUCAUCUACGCCCCGGCACUUGCCUUAAACCAAGUCAGCGGUCUAGACCUUUGGGGGUCCGUUUUAGCGAUUGGUAUUGUCUGCACAUUCUAUACGACCAUUGGUGGUAUGAAAGCAGUAUUGUGGACUGAUACAUUCCAAGUGACCGUCAUGAUGGCUGGCUUCUUGGCUGUCAUCAUAGCAGGGUCAAUGAACGUUGACGGCUUCAACGAAGCUUGGCGGAUAGCCGGAGAAGGCGGGCGACUUGAUAUUUUGGACUUCAACCCGGACCCGACUGUACGCCAUACUUUCUGGACAGUCGUCGUAGGCGGAACAUUCUUCUGGAGCACUCUCUACGCUGUCAACCAGGCACAGGUCCAGAGAUACCUCACAUGUCGGUCCGAAAAGACUGCUUUACUGUCCCUGUUCAUGGCUAUAAUUGGUAUGAUAAUCGUUGUAUCAGCAGCAUGUAUAUCGGGUAUCGUCAUGUAUGCUAACUUCGCCGUCUGUGACCCGCUAACCAUGGGCUAUGUCUCCAAAUCAGACCAGCUCAUGCCAUAUUUUGUGAUGUACCUGUUCGGCAAGAUGCCCGGGCUACCCGGCCUAUUUACCUCGGCCAUAUUCAGUGCUGCUCUCAGUACCGUGUCCUCUGGGGUUAACUCUCUGGCUGCUGUUGUGGGCGAGGACAUCGUGAAAUCGAUUUGGCCUGACAUGAAAGAAAAGACCUACACAUGGACCACAAAGGGUCUUGCCCUCUUCUUCGGGAUACUAAGCAUCGCGAUGGCAUUUGUUUCUUCGCAACUCGGUAGUGUUCUUGGGGCAGCCUUCAGUGUUUUUGGAAUGAUUGGGGGCCCACUUCUGGGACUUUACACUUCUGGAAUGUUCUUUCCAUGGAUCAACUCUAAGGGGGCGUUCGUUGGCACUCUGCUCGGCUUGACUUGGUCUCUCUGGGUGGGCAUAGGGGCACAGAUCUACCCUCCCUCUUCCGAGAAGCCACCGCUGAGCAUAGCUGGAUGCAACAUUACACUGGAAACCAUGACAACGCUGUCUGACACCAUGAUGACGUCUUCAACCAUGGAGCCACCAAUGGGGAGACCAGCCAUUGCCAGUCUAUAUAGCUUGUCAUACGCCUGGUACAGCGCUGCAGCAAUGCUUAUGACGAUCUUUUGGGCCCUCAUUGGAAGCUUCUUGACGGGCGCUAAUGACCCUAGGACUUUGAACCCAAUGUUAAUUAGCCCCAUCGCAGACCGAAUGUACUGCUGUCUACCGGAAAUUGUAAAGCGCCCUCUCCGGUGUGGUGUCGGUGACCUCUACGAGGAAGGUCAAAAGGAAAAGGUUGCUGAUGAAGAAAUGAAAGUAGCUUACUCGAAUCCGGGCUACAUCGGGCAGUUAUCUCCAUCCUGUGUUGGUCAUGCUCCAAAGAGCCAAGAAGAGCCACAUACUACCAUGGAAGCUCAGAUUUGACUUCGAGAAUGUGAACCUCAGUCCAUCUUCUGAUUAGUUUGAUUUUUUUUUUUUUUAAGGGGGUCUUCUUCGGGGAAAGAUGAAUAAAAAGUUUGAGCUUUUUAUUCAUUUCAAUGUAAGUGCGAUAAAGCAUCAAAGAAAAGGUGUCCCCUAAAACGGAUGCCUCUCAAAUGUCCUCGUAUUCACAAUAUGACAAGUUACAGCUAAAAGUUGUGGACACACUGUUGUGCCACAUGUCUGUGUAGUCCCAUUAACACAUUUCUGUGCACAAUACUUGUGACCUUUAGCAAGACUUGGGCCAAUUUCUGAUAGAUUUCAUGAUUCUGAAAGUCCAAAAUGUAUACCUAAUAGCUAGUAUAUGAUCAACCGUUUCCAAUAGCCUCCACACAGUUUCUUUUAUAAUGCAAUAGCGUGACAAGAACUCAUCUUUAUCCUUUAAUAUAUACAAAUCGACAACAACAGAAUAUUUCCCUCUGGAUGUUAGGGGUUCCAUGCCGCUACUAUUACAAGAGAUAUUACAAGUUUAAACAUAAACUCAAUUAAUAUUCAUCGACUCUGGAACAGACAGGUCGGGCAAUGCUUUACCCAAAACCUUACAAAUAUAAUUCGAAGAGUUCAGCUCUUUAUUCUGUACAAACAACUUUUAGGCAAUGUGGCUAAAAAAAAAAAAAAUAUAUAAAUAAAAAGAACUAAAUGAAAACUCUAUUUAAAAAAAUUAUUGAGAUUUA
Molecule: messenger RNA, 3021 nt
Organism: Strongylocentrotus purpuratus (purple sea urchin)
Lineage: Eukaryota; Metazoa; Echinodermata; Echinoidea; Camarodonta; Strongylocentrotidae
Product: sodium-coupled monocarboxylate transporter 1
Exons: 16
Coding region: 413-2293 (626 amino acids)
Biological process (GO): transmembrane transport; sodium ion transport
Cellular component (GO): membrane
Molecular function (GO): symporter activity
Source: RefSeq, a predicted model, not a curated record